AUGAGCCACAGAGCAGACAUCUUUAGUGUCAACAACAUUUAUUUGAUCCUCUGGUGUUCUCGUUAUUGGCCAAUUGAUUUCAAGAGCCCUCUUCACCGCACGUAUCUUAUGGAUGUAUCACAUCAGCAACAAACAACAAUGUUACGUGUCCUUUUGGUGCUGUCAAGGUGUAUCCAUCUCUCAUGGCAUUCAUCAUCAAGUAUCGCUUGGAGAAACGCUAUCAGGAUUGGUCACUGUGUCGGCAUCUCUACAGCAAGGAAAUGUGUUCUGAUUACUGGGUAG
This is a messenger RNA of Lichtheimia ornata, 282 nucleotides long. RefSeq lists its product as uncharacterized. Lineage: Eukaryota; Fungi; Mucoromycota; Mucoromycetes; Mucorales; Lichtheimiaceae. The transcript has a single exon. The record is from RefSeq and is a predicted model, not a curated record. The coding region runs from base 1 to 282 and encodes 93 amino acids.